Molecule: messenger RNA, 2580 nt
Organism: Elgaria multicarinata webbii
Lineage: Eukaryota; Metazoa; Chordata; Lepidosauria; Squamata; Anguidae
Gene: GUF1
Product: GTP binding elongation factor GUF1
Exons: 18
Coding region: 333-2324 (663 amino acids)
Biological process (GO): positive regulation of translation
Cellular component (GO): mitochondrion
Molecular function (GO): GTPase activity; mitochondrial ribosome binding; GTP binding
Source: RefSeq, a predicted model, not a curated record
GCGAGGCGCGGCGUCUCAGUCCCGGAAGUCUGUGGUGUCUGAGUCUGAUUAGCGGUGGUGAUGGGUUUAGCCCAGCGUGUAAUCCAUGUAAAGGAAGGGUAACCUAACCGCUGUGAGCCUUGGAUCUUUCUACCCUGUACUGAAAAUACUUUUCUUCAUUAAAAAAAACUGUUUGGAAAUGUGUUUGGGUUAAGGAUUCCUUGGCUGUUAUAGAAACAAGCAUAUCUGGGGAAACACUAUGCUGAACCAGUGGCCGAAUCUAUACAUUGUCCUAAAAGCGUGGUUUGACAUACCUCAGUCUGAACGGUGACUCCUGCAGCUAUCUCAAAAGCAUGCUUGCACUUGUGAAAAGGGCAAUGUAUCUUUGUGUUCGUCUAAAGAAGACAAAUUAUGCUGGCAUCUUUCCGUAUCUGUGGAUGGGAAAACCUCCUGCACAUCGUACUGUGUUUCCCAGGCAAAAUCACUCUGCAACUGGCAAGGAUGCGGUGGAUAUGUCAAAGUUUCCAGUUGAAAAUGUUAGAAAUUUCAGCAUAAUAGCUCAUGUAGACCAUGGCAAAAGUACUCUUGCGGAUAGACUGCUGGAAAUAACAGGAACAAUUGCCAAAACUGAGCAUAAUAAACAGGUGCUGGAUAAAUUGCAAGUGGAGCGGGAAAGAGGAAUCACCGUGAAAGCCCAGACUGCUUCUCUUGUUUAUAACCACGAAGGAACAAAUUACCUCUUAAAUCUCAUUGAUACACCUGGCCACGUGGAUUUUAACUAUGAAGUUUCGCGAUCGUUGUCGGCAUGUCAAGGUGUCUUGCUUGUAGUGGAUGCAAAUGAGGGUAUUCAAGCUCAAACAGUAGCAAAUUUUUACCUUGCAUUUGAAGCACAGCUCUCAAUAAUCCCGGUGAUAAACAAGAUUGAUCUAAAGAAUGCAAAUCCUGAGAGGGUUGAAAAUCAAAUUGAGAAGGUAUUUGAUAUCCCCAAAGAAGACUGCAUCAGGAUUUCUGCAAAACUUGGAACAAAUGUUGAAAGAAUACUUCAGGAAGUUGUUAAAAGGAUCCCUCCGCCCAGUGUUAGCACACAUGAUCCAUUGAAGGCAUUGGUGUUCGACUCCACCUUUGACCCCUACAGGGGUGUGAUUGCCAACGUUGCCCUGUUUGGUGGGGAGGUUCGCAAAGGCCAUAAGAUCACUUCAGCUCACACAAAAAAGAUUUAUGAAGUUAAUGAAAUAGGGAUUCUGACACCCAACGAGCAGCCAACACAUAAAUUGUAUGCUGGCCAGGUUGGCUAUCUGAUUGCUGGAAUGAAAGAUAUUACGGAAGCCCAAAUAGGAGAUACUCUUUAUUUACAUAAUCAACCAGUGGAGCCCUUUCCUGGGUUUAAAUCAGCGAAACCAAUGGUCUUUGCAGGAAUGUACCCAGUAGACCAGUCAGAAUAUAAUAACCUGAAAAGUGCUGUAGAAAAACUGACGCUUAACGACUCCAGUGUUACCCUUCACCGCGAUAGUAGCCUUGCCUUGGGAGCAGGAUGGAGGUUGGGUUUCCUCGGCCUUUUACAUAUGGAAGUUUUUAAUCAGCGUUUGGAGCAAGAAUACAAUGCAUCUGUCAUUUUGACAGCCCCCACAGUCCCAUACAAGGCAAUUCUUUCUUCAGCAAAAUUGAUAAAGGAAUAUGGGAAAGAGGAGAUCACCAUCAUAAAUCCUGCUGAGUUUCCUGAUAAAUCAACAGUAAUUGAAUAUUUGGAGCCUGUUGUUUUGGGCACAAUCAUAACCCCUGAAGAAUAUAUUGGGAAAAUAAUGGCUCUCUGCCAGAAUCGAAGGGCUGUUCAGAAGGACCUGCUGUACAUUGAUGACCACAGAGUCAUGAUGAAGUAUUUCUUUCCACUGAAUGAAAUUGUAGUAGAUUUUUAUGACAGUCUGAAAUCCCUGUCCUCUGGAUAUGCCAGUUUUGACUAUGAAGAUGCAGGAUACCAGACUGCAGAACUUGUCAAAAUGGACAUUCUUUUAAAUGGAAAUGCUGUAGAAGAACUGGUAACUAUUGUACAUAAGGACAAAGCAUACCCUGUUGCUAAAGCCAUGUGUGAACGUUUAAAAGAUGUUAUUCCAAGACAACUGUUUGAAAUAGCUAUUCAGGCAGCUGUUGGAAGCAAAGUAAUUGCAAGAGAAACAGUCAAAGCUUACAGAAAAAAUGUCCUGGCAAAAUGUUAUGGUGGAGAUAUUUCACGGAAAAUGAAACUUUUGAAAAGGCAAGCAGAAGGAAAGAAGAAGUUGAGGAAAAUUGGGAAUGUGGAAGUUCCAAAGGAUGCAUUCAUCAGUGUUCUAAAGCGACAGCCUGACAAGUAGUUGGAAGUCCACAAAUAUUACUUCCAGCUAUUUUUAAAAGUAAAGCUAAAGAACCAUUUUACUAACCUUGUUUUUACAAGGUGUGUAUCCUGUCUUGAAUAUGAUAUACCCUCAUGUGUAUAUACAGCUCAGGCUAUGAAUCAUCAUGAAUGUAAAUGUACACUUUUGACAAAUGCUUUAAUUUAAAAAAACUUUUAUAAAUUAUUGUAAAUGGCUAGAAAGCCUCUUCAAUAAAGCAUUCUGGCUAAUGGUCAAA